Molecule: messenger RNA, 2382 nt
Organism: Cladocopium goreaui
Lineage: Eukaryota; Dinophyceae; Suessiales; Symbiodiniaceae
Source: the annotation of a GenBank genome assembly
AUGCAAAGCGUGGGCGAGGUCAUGGCCAUUGGAAGAACCUUUGAGGAGACCAUCCAGAAGGCUUUGCGGAUGGUGGAUGAAACCAGUCUGGGAUUCGAUCACAUCCGCUUUGAUCUCGAACUCAACCGCCGUGGGUCCGUUUCGUCCUCCCAGAAGGGAGAGUCCGCAGGUGCGUCUUUGGAGGCAGAGAUCAAGAAGGAGCUGGCCCAUCCAACUCCCGUGCGAAUGUGGGCCAUUGCCAAGGCCUUCGAACAUGGUAUGAAUGUGGAGGAAGUUCAUGAACUGACCAGUAUUGACCGCUGGUUCCUUUCGAAGCUUCAUGGUUUGCACAUGAUCAAAGGCACGAUGAAGUCCAUGGACUUCAAUCAGCUUCGCAACCAGCCAGAGCUGCUGAAGGAGGCCAAGUUGCGCGGAUUCUCGGAUCGUCAGAUCGCUGCCUUGGUGUCAGAGCCUGAAAAGAUGGAGUACGUCGCUUCGCCGGCACUUCUUCCGGUUGACUACGGCUCCUUGCGCUACACAGGAGGUCCUGUGAGCGAAGCACACAUUCGUCACCUGCGCAAGAAGCUUGGCAUCGUACCGGUGGUGAAGCAGAUUGACACGUUGGCGGCUGAGUACCCAGCAGAGACAAACUAUUUGUACCUCACCUACUCUGGUGAAGAGCAUGAUGUCGACCUGGCGGGCAGUGAGAAGCAAUGCUCAGAUGUCAAAGUCACUGACUUGACACCUGCCAUUCCUGAGCCUUUGACGUUGAAGUUCCAGGCUCAGGGCUCUGACUCCAAAGAAGAGGCCGAAUCGCGCAUCAUCGUUCUGGGCUGCGGCCCUUACAGGAUUGGAAGCAGCGUGGAGUUCGACUGGUGCAGUGUGUCCUGCGUCCGUACUCUCAGGUCUUUGGGACACAAGGCAAUCGUCAUCAACUGCAAUCCCGAAACGGUGUCCACGGACUUCGACGAGUCGAACCGCUUGUACUUUGAAGAACUGAGUCACGAGCGUGUCAUGGACAUCUCUGAGUUGGAGACGCCGCGUGGGGUGGUGGUGUCCGUUGGUGGCCAGACACCCAACAACUUGGCCUUGGGCUUGCACAGGUGUGGUAUCCGCAUUUUGGGUACUUCAGUCGAGGCAAUUGAUGCAUGUGAAGAUAGGAACAAGUUUAGCCAGCUUUGCGAUCGAUUGCGCGUGGACCAGCCUGAAUGGUCGGAGUUCGCUACAUUGGAGGAAGCGCGCCGAUUCUGCACAGUCGCUGGCUAUCCAGUUCUCGUCCGGCCAUCGUAUGUCUUGAGUGGUGCAGCUAUGCGCGUGGUCACCAAUGAUGACGAGUUAGACAUUUUCUUGAAGACCGCGGCAGUGGUGAGCCGAGAUCACCCUGUAGUGAUCUCGAAAUACAUCACCGGCGCCAAGGAGGUGGAAAUGGAUGCGAUUGGCAACGAAGGCGAGUUGGUGAACUAUGCCAUUGCCGAGCACAUCGAGAAUGCUGGUGUACACAGUGGAGAUGCCACUCUACUUCUGCCUGCCCAGCGCCUCUUUGUGGAGACCCACCGACGAGUCAAGAGCAUUUCGCAGAAGUUGUGCAAAGCGUUGAAGAUCUCAGGGCCAUUCAACAUCCAGUUCAUUUGCAAGGACAACGAAGUCAAGGUCAUUGAGUGCAAUCUGAGAGCUUCGCGAUCCAUGCCCUUCAUUUCCAAGACCUACAAUGUGAACUUCAUUGAACUGGCAACGCGCAUCAUGACUGGCUUUCCUGUCCAUGCAGCCAUCAUCCAACCGAUGGAUAUCGACUAUGUUGCGUGCAAAUGCCCUAUGUUCUCCUUUGGAAGGCUGAAGAAUUCGGAUCCUCGCCUCGGGGUGGAAAUGUCUUCAACUGGUGAAGUGGCUUGCUUCGGCGUGAAUGUCCACGAGGCGUUCUUGAAGGGCAUGCUCGCUGCAAACUUCAAGCUUCCGAAGAAGAACAUUGUGAUCUCCCUGGGUCCCAACAGUGCCAAGCACGAGUUCGUGAGUACAGGCGCAGCCAAGCAGCUUCAGGAGAUGGGCUUCAGCCUGUUUGCAACCAAGAGCACCUCGGACUACCUGUCGAAGCAUGGAGUGUCUUGCAGCCUGGUCUACAAGCCAUUGAUCAAGAAAGAGCCAAACGUGCUCACCCUCCUGCAAGCCGGCAAGAUGGACAUGAUGAUCAAUGUCCCAGAUUCCAUGGACUCCAAUGGAAUGACCGAUGGCUUCAAAAUGCGUCGGGGUGCCAUCGAAGCCGGUGUACCAUUGAUCACCGACAUCAAAACGGCCAUCUUCACAUGUGCGGCCAUCCACAGGAAGUGGUUGCGAGAGAGCAGUGGUAAAUCUUUCUGGGAUGUGUGCUCAUGGCAGGAAUAUGUUGAGAUCAUCGAAAGGCUGAAUUGA